AUGAAGAAUGGUAGGACAGCGAUUCAUGUCCUUCAUAACUUAAAUUCAAUUCACAAGGAAAACUUGUUGCAGAUUCUUCCUCUGUCUUUGGUGUUUGUUGGAAUGAUUGCCUUCAAUAACCUUUGCCUUAAACACGUUGGCGUAUCAUUUCUAUUAUCUGGGACGUUGUCUCACCACUGUGUUCAAUGUGGUGUGUACCUAUUUGAUUUUGGGCCAGAAAACUUCCGCGCGAGCUAUAGGCUGUUGUUUCGUUAUAGUGGCCGGAUUUCUAAUGGGUGUCGAUCAAGAGGAUGCCUCAGGAACUCUUUCCGUUAUUGGGGUUAUAUAUGGUGUUUUGGCAUCGCUCUGUGUUGCUCUGAAUGCCAUCUACACGCAGAGAGGAGAAUUCGGCGAACUACUGUAUUUCCCUCGAUUGUUUAG
This is a messenger RNA of Ostertagia ostertagi, 420 nucleotides long. The record is from the annotation of a GenBank genome assembly. NCBI's taxonomy places the organism in Eukaryota, Metazoa, Nematoda, Chromadorea, Rhabditida, Trichostrongylidae.